GUCCAUAAAUAAUAAAUUAACUAUCUAUGGAAGUAAAUAAAUUACGGAUUCCCCCUAUCAAAGAUGGCUACCUAUAGCCACACCAUUUGGGAAAUAAAUCAUUUACUGGCUCCAUUCCUUGUAUGAUUAUUAUGUUAAUUAACAUAUACAAUGCAUCAGUAGAGCUCAAUUAGAGUCUUUAAAUCAGGAUUUAAUGGGACUAUAUAUUAUACAGGCUUAUUUAAUUCAUACAAGAGAAACACAUAAGAGUAGAGUCUGAAUUAUCAUCAUUCUAAUGGAAAAUGCAAUGAUGAAAUACGAUUACAAAAAUGAUUGCUGGAUGUUGGAUCCAUAUAUAACCUACCAUUCAAAGCCAAAUUUAUCUCAAAAAUCACCCUCCAAUACAGUACUACAUCAUUCUAACUCGAAACGGAAGAUGAAACCGAAUAGAAAUCGAACGCGUUCUGCUGAAUCAACUACUGUUUACACAUUCUCAAUGGUGGAUGCAUCAAGAAAGCCAUCCAGAAGUAAAGAAAGACGCGGAUUUUGGAAUUUUUGUACGCGUUAUUUCUCAUGUAUGACUCCUGCAGAUUCAGAAUCGAAAAGUAGCAACAGGGCCAGACAUGGAAGGAGUAACAGUGUGCAUUCUGCCAAUUCCUCACCCCGAGCCGGAACUGAUUCAGAUAGUGGCAUGAAUGCUCAAGAUCGCGACGAAAGCAUAAAAGCUGCCAUUUCCUACUGCAAAAAUAAUUCAGAGCCCUUGGUGGUGCAGAAUUGAUGAAUUCAUAGAAUUGUUCCACUUGCGAAUGGUGAAAAUGGCAAGAAGUGGAUGGUGUUGAUAUGCAUUUUCAGAAUAUGGUGAAGAGCAGAUAUUAGGACUAAUUUUUUUUUUAGGAAUAAUUCUUUUAGUUUAGAAAUUGAUCUAUUUUUUGUGUUUACGAUAAUAUUUAUGUCAUUUUUUAAAAAUUGUU
Molecule: messenger RNA, 950 nt
Organism: Mercurialis annua (annual mercury)
Lineage: Eukaryota; Viridiplantae; Streptophyta; Magnoliopsida; Malpighiales; Euphorbiaceae
Exons: 2
Coding region: 275-757 (160 amino acids)
Source: RefSeq, a predicted model, not a curated record